Messenger RNA from Thlaspi arvense, 789 nucleotides. NCBI's taxonomy places the organism in Eukaryota, Viridiplantae, Streptophyta, Magnoliopsida, Brassicales, Brassicaceae. The record is from the annotation of a GenBank genome assembly.
AUGGCGGCUCUCGUCCCUCCGACGGCCCCGACGCCGGACUCCGCGCCCACCGUGACAAAGCCGGAGAAAGUCGACUACUUGAAUUUGCCCUGUCCUAUUCCCUACGAAGAAAUUCACCGUGAAGCCCUCAUGUCUUUAAAACCAGAACUGUUUGAGGGGAUGCGUUUUGAUUUUACUAAAGGACUAAACCAGAGAUUCUCUCUUAGUCACAGCGUGUUCAUGGGGCUUACUGAAAUUCCUUCUCAGUCUGCCGAAACCAUCAAGAUCCCAACUGCUCACUAUGAAUUUGGUGCGAACUUCAUAGACCCCAAGCUGAUGCUUUUUGGUAGAAUAUUAACUGAUGGGAGACUGAAUGCAAGAGUCAAGUGUGACUUAUCUGAAAAUCUUGCUCUGAAAGCCAAUGCUCAACUUACUAAUGAGCCGCAUAUGUCGCAUGGCAUGGUCAAUUUUGACUACAAGGGCAAAGACUAUAGGACACAAUUGCAACUAGGAAAUGGUGCCUUAUUUGGAGUUAGUUACAUACAGAGUGUGACUCCAAAUUUAUCUUUGGGUGGUGAAGUGUUCUGGGCUGGUCAGCAUCGAAAAUCUGGUAUUGGUUAUGCUGCUCGAUAUAACACAGAUAAAAUGGUUGCUACAGGCCAAGCUGCUAGCACUGGGAUGGUUGCCCUGAGUUAUGUUCAAAAAGUAUCUGAAAAGGUUUCUUUGGCAUCAGAUUUCAUGUAUAACUACAUGUCAAAAGAUGUCACAGCAAGCUUUGGUUAUGAUUAUAUUCUCCGACAGGUGCCUUAA